UCAAAAUGGGCAAAAUGGUUUACAUUGGAGCAGGAGUUUUUGUGCUCGUACUGGGUCUUGCUAUUGGAUUGAGUCUUGGUAUGAAUUUAAAAUUAUUUAAGGGAAGUGAUGCUCUUAAUUAUGCACCUUUGAUUGACGGACACAAUGAUUUGGCUUGGAAUUUGUACCUGAAGCUGGAAAAUAAUUUAAGUGCUUUUCGUUUUGAAGAUGAUCUUAAGUCUGAUCCAAUUAUGGGAAAUGGAGGGUGUCGUUCUUGUCAUACUGAUUUGCCAAGAUUAACUAAGGGAAAGUUGGGUGGACAAUUCUGGUCAGCAUACACAAGUUGUGACUCACAAUACAAAGACUCUGUUCAAUUGACCCUGCGACAAAUAGAUGUUAUAAAAAGAUUAAUUAAAAAAUAUCCAUCAAAUUUAGAAUUCGUAACAGAAUCAAGUAAAAUUGAAAGUGCAUGGAAAAAUGGUAAAAUAGCAUCAAUGAUUGGUGUUGAAGGUGGUCAUUCAAUAGACUCAAGUCUUGCUGUUCUUAGAUUGUAUUAUGAACUUGGUGUUCGUUAUGUCACACUUACCCAUACAUGCCAUACACCUUGGGCCGAUGCUUCACCAAUUAAUGAAGGCUCUCUCUAUAAUCUUACUCAAUUUGGCAAGGUAGUUGUGCAUGAAAUGAAUCGUCUUGGAAUGAUUGUAGACCUCUCUCAUGUGUCACACACUGUCAUGAGAAGUGUUUUGAAUAUAACAAAGGCACCAGUUAUUUUUUCCCACUCAUCGGCAUUUGCUAUUUGUGAUCAUUACAGAAAUGUACCUGACGAUGUUCUCCAAAUGGUUAAAAAAAAUAAUGGCAUUGUCAUGGUUAAUUUUUACAGUGGUUUUAUUAAUUGUAAUUACACUAGAAAUACAACUAUUGAAGAUGUAGUUGCUCAUAUUAAUCAUAUUAAAAAUUUAAUUGGAGUCGAUCAUGUGGGUAUUGGUGGUGAUUACGAUGGUGUUGAUUCAACACCAGAGGGACUUGAAGAUGUAUCAAAAUAUCCAAACUUGUUUGAUAGACUUUAUGAUGUUAAAAAUGGUGAAACUCCAUGGAGUCAGAGUGACCUUGAAAAACUUGCUGGUCGUAAUUUAAUUCGGGUUUUCCAAUCGAUUGAGCAAGUUCGAGAUUCAUUGUCAUCAGAAAUUGCUAGUGAUGUUGUAAUAGCUGGAAAUGAAUUAUUUUCAGCUCAAAAAGAAGAUGGAAUUAUUCCAGGAAGUUGCCAAACAGCUAAUGAAUGGGAACAAUUUGAUAAAACUACAAAAUAAUUAUUAAAUUUUAUUUUUUACAUUCGAAUUAAUUUUAUUGAAACUUAGAUAUUAAAUCUAUUUUAUUUUCAUCGUAAUUUUAAAUUUGAUUUAAUUUGAAGAAUUAAAUUAUCGUAUUUUUGAAUAUUACUAAAAUUUGUCAAUAUAAAUUUAAUUUAUACAAGAAUAAAUUUGUUAAAAAAUAGAUGAUUAGAAUUUUUUAAGUGUUAAAUUUGUUAAAUUUUUUAUGAAAAUCACUAAUAUAUAUUUAAACUAGACACAAGAAAGUUACACCUGUUCGAUAUAAUUCAAUGCAACAACAUGUUUACCUGUGACUGACAUUAUAAAUUUAUAAAUUGAAUAACAUUUACGCAACAAUUGCGAUCAACAUGCGAGGGCCGUUUUGAGUAAGUCGAAACACGCGAAUAAAAUUCGUUGAUAAAAAAUUUAUGUUUCUACAACAGGCUCAUCUCUUCUAUUUACCUUCAAUAAUGAAUAAAAAAUAAAUUAAAAAAAAUAACCAAUACCUUACAUGAUCGAAAAAAACUUACUCAAAUUGAUUCGUUAAAAAAA
Messenger RNA from Aphidius gifuensis, 1838 nucleotides. RefSeq names its product dipeptidase 1-like. The transcript is spliced from 10 exons. Gene Ontology annotation, biological process: proteolysis. The record is from RefSeq and is a predicted model, not a curated record. The coding region runs from base 6 to 1286 and encodes 426 amino acids. Gene Ontology annotation, molecular function: metallodipeptidase activity. Lineage: Eukaryota; Metazoa; Arthropoda; Insecta; Hymenoptera; Braconidae.